GCGUCAGUAUCACAUCCUGUCUCCCGUGUCAAGCUGCACUAUUCCAGUCUUGACAUUGCGAAGAUGGAGGCUAUUAGGGUUUAAACCCAGGCAAUAACCUGGAGCACAAACUGCGCAUUUCGGAGACCUGCUAUGACAUCCCCAUUUGGCCCAGGUGUGAGUAUGAGGUGCGAGUAGAAGAGCAGCAAACGCCGGCACCAUGUACUCAGAGUGGCGCUCGCUGCAGCUGGUGGUGCAAAGCGACCAGGGCCACCUCAGUGUCCUGCAUUCCUACCCCACCAAUGUGGGCACCGAGGUGGCCAAUGCUGUGGUCAAGCCGCUCUGCACGGCUGUCAGCCCUGUCGCCACCGAGAACAUCCUCAAGACGGACAAGGAGGUGAAAUGGACCAUGGAGGUGCUGUGUUACGGCCUCACCCUUCCCCUCGAGGGUGACACUGUCAAGCUGUGUGUUGAUGUGUACACGGACUGGAUGAUGGCCCUGGUGUCACCCAGGGACUCCAUGCCUCAGCCUGUGGUCAAAGAGCCAAAUCUGUAUGUGCAGACCAUCCUGAAACAUCUCCACAAUGUCUUUGUGCCAAGGCCUGACCAGCACAGCUUGAAUCAUAUCAGGCUAUGCCAGCAAGUCCUGACUGCUGUCCAAAAACUAGCACGAGAAUCUCUUUGUAUGGUGAGGGAGACCUGGGAGGUGCUGCUACUCUUCUUGCUUCGUAUUAAUGACACCUUGCUUGCUCCGCCCACCGUUGGAGUGGGCGUGGCAGAGAAACUAGCAGAAAAGUUAAUGGCCGUGCUGUUUGAGGUGUGGCUUCUGGCGUGCGCCCGCUGCUUUCCCACGCCGCCAUACUGGAAAACGGCGAAGGAGAUGCUGGCCAACUGGAGACAUCAUCCACCAGUUGUAGAGCAGUGGAGCCGCGUAGCCUGUGCCCUCACCUCCAGACUUCUGCGCUUCACCCAUGGGCCCGCCUUCCCAGCUUUUAAAGUUCCUGAUGAGGAUGCCAACCUGAUCCCUUUAGAGAUGGACAAUGACUGUGUGGCACAGGCGUGGUAUCGUUUUCUCCACAUGCUCAGCAAUCCAGUGGACCUGAGCAACCCGGCGAUAGUGAGCACCACUCCCAAGUUCCAAGAACAAUUUCUCAACUCCAGCAGCAUCCCGCACGAGGUGGUUCUUCAUCCCUGUCUCAAGCAACUGCCCCAGAUUUUCUUCAGGGCCAUGAGGGGGGUCAGCUGCCUUGUCGAUGCCUUCCUUGGUGUCUCAGUUGAAAAGAGAGAUGUGCGGGAGAGGGUGUUCUCUUUUUGUCCGGUGCUGCGUUCCCAUGGCAUAUCCCGUCCUCGAGCUGACAGUGCCCCGCCCACCCCAGUCAACAGAAUGAGCAUGUCUCCACCUCCCUCCAUUGCCAACACCACGCCCCCUCACAGCCGCAAACAGCGGCACACGGUUGUCACCAAAACCACAAGCAAGAGUUCUACUGGUAGUGCGAGUCAACCACCAAAAGCAUCGCAGCAGCAGCAACAGACAUCUUCGUCACCGACCCUGCUGUCCAGCCCAAACCAGAGCAGUUGGGAGUCGCGGCCGCUCCCUGCUCCGGCGCGGCCAAAGGUCAACAGCAUCCUCAACUUGUUUGGCCAAUGGUUGUUCGACGCCGCCUUGGUGCACUGUAAACUCCACAGCGGCCUCAGCCGAGACCCCAGCAUGACUGCCUCUUUUAUCCAAAUUCUCCUUUCUUAUAAAUCUUCAAUAGCUACGCAAGUAGGACUGGAGCUGAGAAGGAAAGGUUCCCAAAUGUCCAGCGACUCAAUGGUGUCCAAUCCCAUGUUUGAUGCAAACGAGUUUCCGGAGAGCUAUGAGGCAGGCCGGGCUGAGGCCUGUGGUACUCUCUGCCGCAUCUUCUGUAGCAAGAAAACCAGUGAAGAAAUUCUGCCUGUUUACCUCUCCAGGUUCUACAUGGUGCUGAUUCAAGGUCUCCAGAUCUCUGAUUUCAUCUGUAGACCUGUCCUGGCCUCCAUCAUUCUUAAUUCUUCCUCUCUCUUCUGCACUGACCUGAAGGGCAUCAAUGUGGUUGUGCCAUACUUCAUAGCGGCUUUGGAGACUAUUGUACCAGACAGGGAGCUGUCCAAAUUCAAGAUGUAUGUAAAUCCCACCGAUCUGAGGAGAGCCUCCAUUAAUAUUCUGCUGGCAAUGCUGCCACUGCCUCAUCACUUUGGCAACAUCAAAUCGGAGGUUCUUUUGGAGGGCAAGUUUAACGAGGAAGACGGAUCGCCGCACGACCAGCCUGUGUCUUUUUUGUCCCUGAGGCUGCGUCUCGUCAAUGUUUUGAUCGGAGCCCUGCAGACAGAGACCGACCCUGCCAACACACAGCUCAUCUUGGGUGCAAUGCUAAAUAUUGUUCAAGACUCUGCACUGUUGGAGUCCAUAGGCACACAGACUGAAACAGGAAGCAUAGAUGGCAGUCACGUGACAGUGAGAAACCAGAGUCAUAGCAGAAAUAACAGUGGCAUUAGCUUCAGCAGUGGGGGCAGCACGGAGGCAACCAGCCCAGAUUGUGAACGUCCUGCCCAAGCACUCCUUCGAGACUAUGCUAACGUGGUUAAAGUGGUAUGCAGAGUUAAGAGCCGUUGGAUAAAAUAUCUUUCUCUUCCAGAUACAGCGGCAGGCCUGUUGGUGCGUAGCAUCCACCUGGUCACUCAGAGGCUCAAUUCCCAAUGGAGGCAAGACAUGAGCAUUUCACUAGCUGCCCUGGAACUCCUGGCUGGCCUUGCCAAGGUCAAGGUGGGGGUUGACUCCGCGGAUCGUAAACGGGCCGUCAGCUCUAUAUGCGGGUACAUUGUGUACCAGUGUAGCCGUCCAGCUCCUCUUCAGUCCAGGGACCUUCACUCCAUGAUUGUAGCUGCCUUCCAGUUUCUUUGUGUGUGGCUCACUGAGCACCCUGACAUGCUGGAUGAAAAGGAUUGUCUGGUUGAAGUAUUGGAGAUAGUGGAGCUGGGAAUUUCUGGCAGCAAGUCCCGUCAGGAACAGGAAGUGCGACACAAAGGGGAGAAGGAACACAACCCCGCUUCAAUGAGGGUGAAAGAUGCAGCUGAGGCCACGCUAUCAUGUAUCAUGCAGGUCCUGGGAGCUUUCCCCUCUCCGAGUGGGCCUGCGUCCACUUGCAGUCUGCUCAACGAAGACACCCUAAUUCGCUACGCACGACUCAGCGCCACCGGGGCCAGUAACUUCCGCUACUUUGUCUUGGACAACUCGGUUAUUCUUGCCAUGUUGGAGCAACCUCUCGGCAAUGAGCAGAACCCCAGCCCGUCUGUUACAAUUCUGAUCCGAGGGACGGCAGGCAGGCAUGCAUGGACCAUGCAGCUCUUCCACCAGCCCAGAGGUGCUCGGGCCAGUCAAAGGCAGGUAUUUGUUCCCGAGGGCCGUCCAACACCAAACAACGAUGUCGGGAUCAAAUACAACGUCAAGCAGAGGCCGUUCCCUGAGGAGGUGGACAAGAUCCCCCUUGUUAAAGCCGACGUUAGCAUUCCUGACCUGGAUGACAUUGUUAGCAAAGAGGAGUGUUGUAUUGAUUGGCAGGAAGAUCUGAGUGCUACAGAUAUGCCGAGUUAUUUUCAACACCUGGAAGUUCAACACGACAAGCUUCGCAUUCUGAUGACCAAGCAAAUAGAUUAUGAGAAUACGUUGGAGCGGCACGGUGAUGACAUCUGGAAGUCCAAGCCUUUCCCUGACCCACAGAUAGACUGCAAACCUCCUCCGCCUUCGCAGGAGUUCCAGACAGCUCGCCUCUUCCUCUCCCACUUUGGUUUUCUUUCUCUGGAGGCGCUCAAGGAGCCCAACAACAGUCGUCUACCUCCUCAUCUGAUCGGCUUGGAGUCAUCCUUGCCGGGAUUCUUUGAUGACAUCAACUACCUAGACCUGCUCCCCUGCCGCCCAUUUGACACAGUCUUUGUUUUCUACAUGAGGGCUGGACAGAAGAGCAGCCACGAGAUCCUGAGGAAUGUGGAAUCAUCCGCUAGCGUUCAGCCCCACUUUUUGGAGUUUCUUCUGUCCUUAGGCUGGCCUGUGGACGUAGGAAGUCACCCAGGGUGGACAGGACACCUCGAUACGAGCUGGUCCCUCAACUCGUGCUCCGACAAUGACGUACAACAGACUGAAGAAGCAGCUACUCCCGAGGACACGGGAGGUGCAGUGUUCAACGGGGAAAAGAAAGUUUUGUACUACGCAGAUGCUCUGACUGAAAUUGCCUUUGUUGUCCCGUCGCUAAUGGAACAUUCUGAGGAGUCAUCGGUCCACAGUGACUGCACACUGGAGGCCGACACCAACAUGGACCUUAUGCCCAGUAUACUCAAACAGCCGAAUCUCACACUGGAGUUGUUCCCUAAUCACUCGGACAACCUGGAGUCUGUCAAAAAGCUGAGUCCUUUGGUGAAGACCAAGAGGUCUUCAAGCGGAAAAUCGUUCCCACCACUGGGCCCAGAGACAAAGGUGUUUGUCGUCUGGGUGGAACGAUUCGAUGAUAUCGAAAAUUUCCCAUUGUCUGAUCUUCUUGGUGAAACCAGCACAGGUUUAGAAGCAAGCAUGAGCAACAGCACCUCCUGCAGAUCAGGGUUACUCGAGAAGGACGUUCCACUGAUCUUCAUCCAUCCUCUCAAGACGGGCCUCUUUCGGAUCCGACUGCAUGGCGCUGUGGGCAAAUUUAGUAUGGUGAUCCCUCUGGUGGAUGGCAUGGUGGUCAGCCGCAGGGCGCUAGGCUUUCUGGUGCGCCAAACCAUCAUCAACGUGUGCCGACGAAAACGCCUAGAAAGUGACUCGUACAACCCGCCGCACGUGAGGCGGAAGCAAAGAAUCACGGAGAUUGUGCAGCGUUAUCGCAACAAGCAACUGGAGCCUGAAUUUUACACCUCCCUCUUCCAUGAGGUGGGAGAAGGGAAGCCUCACCUCUAACACAGUCCCUGCCCUGCCCUGUCUUAACACUGGCUCACAAGUGCACACAUAUACACAUUAACACACAUGACACACACAUAUGUAUGCUAUAUGUGCAUAAGUCAUCCACAACACAGAAUCUUUAUAUUUAUACUGUUCAACUUUCUUAUUUAUAUGAAUCCAUAUAUCAACACUGUCUAACUUGAGAGUGAAGUGUGAGAUAAAGGCUUCAUUUCGAGGUCACAACAGUUCAUUGAUGGUGUGAACGGCCAUGACUGUCAUUUCAUUCGGAGGCCGUUUACAUGUGACUUUAUUUUUUAUUUUUAACUGAACAGACACGGCAAUGUUUUGUUGUUUGAGCCCGAAAAGAUAGCACUAAUGUAACUAAAGUCUUGGCAUAAUCCCACUUACCAUUUCAGUGUGAAAAUGGUGGUCCGUGAAAUGAGAGGACAUACACGUUUGUUUGUGUGCUGCUGGGUGGGCAUUCACAAGUAUGUGAUUCAUGCUCGGGGUGGGAAUCACACUUCCUCAAGAUACAAUCUAUUGCCAGUGGUAGUGAUUGUGUAAAAAUACAGUGAUUUUUCUUAUAUCGCAAGAAAACCGAUCACUAUCUAUAAGGCACGUGGAGUUAUGAUGUAAGUGUGUCAGUACAGUAUAGAGCGAUAAUGAUCGUUUGCCCCACAAUAAAAAUACAGGUUGCAAAGAUCUGUAAAAAUUUUGGAAAGUAUUGUAAUAUGCAUGCCAGGCCACUAGUCAGCAGUGUUGCUUCAUUCCACCCUUGGUUUAGCAGCCAUGUCCUUCAUUUUUACAAACUACCAUUUCUCUUUCUAAUGCUACAGUGUUAACAAACAUCCACUUUUUUCCCACACCUCCUAUAGCUUUACAGCGUUUUGCAUUUCCAGGCUCAAAAACAAAAACUCACCCCACCCUCCCCCAAACAUUUGAAACUGAAACAGUAAAAUGCCCUUUCGAUUUCUGCUUUUGCAACAAUUUGUUCUCAUGCGCAACUGCAAUACAAAAACGUAACGGGCAUCCUAGAAAUGUUCUUUCCGCUUGCCACGUUGUGGUUUUCUUGUGGCCCCCACGCACUUGUCCCAACACACAUUUCCAAAGACAGGUGGUGGACUCUUCGCCAAGGUGGAAACAUGAAAUGUUUCCGAAUCUGCUGAUACGGCAUUUCAUCAACACACUAAAGUCUUCCUUGUGCACACCGGUGGCCAUGGCAGCAGCUCACUUGCACACAUAUUGGUUUUGAAUGAUUGUUUUUAAUGGGUGGCGGUGGUUUACUUUUAUUAUAUGGAAGUCGUUUUAUACUUGCCUAAACCGGCCCGGCUCUCAAGCCACUGCUGGGUGCCUGUGCUUCUUGCGUGUGUGUAUGCUUCUCUAGCCAGUCAAACCAACCUAGAUAAGCGUGCCCCCCCCCCCCCCCCACCCCCCAAACGCUCCAUCAGAGGCAUUUAAAGAUAACACUGUCACUUUAAAGAAUGAAAUCAUACAAUCCCGUCUGUGAUGCUUGCCUGUCGUGAUCAGAGUUCAGUGCAAAGAUAUAUACUGUCUCUUAGUUUUAUUAAGGAGUUUUAAUGAGAUAAAGUCCGAGUAUUACUAGAGAAAAAAUAUCUUGCCACUUAACUCCUAAUAGUAGGACACAAGUCACAAUUGUACAAUAUUUUUCCUAUCUAAGAAUGGUAUGUGAAGCCGUGGCCUUCUGAGGAUCAUGGCAACUUUCCCAAGCAAUGAAAUGGUGCGUUUGUAACGAGGACGCAAAGGCACGCUAUUACCCAAAGAUGACGUGGACGGUCAGAGAGAGAGCGACACCUCUAAAUGUUGCGUUCACAGUUUGGAGGGAAUUCUGGAAUUCACUAGUUAUAAUUCAUUCUUGUAACAAUAACAAUAUCUGAAGAAAUAUGACUUAGAACCCUUUAUGCAUUUCACGGAAGUCCCUAAAAUGAACCACAGCAGUUUGUGUGUCAUGCUUUGGCGAUUAAUUUAUUGGCUCAAGCAUUACAGCGUUAUUUCUAUACAUAUCAAAACGUCUGGCUGCAUAGAUCUAAUUUUUUACAUUCUAAGUAAAGACAAGUGUGCAGUUUUGUCCACACGUUAACUCCCACAAUUGUUUUGUGUUCAGUCACUGUAAUUUUGGUUCAAGGCCCCUCUCACUGCCUUGACUGUAACAAAUGUGAUCUUAUUUAUCACAAACGUGGAACAAGGCGAGUCUAUUUUGUUCUGUUUGGAAAGUCUUAAUGCACUGAGCACAUUCUAUGUUUAUUUUCUUAAUCCCUAUUGGUUACCUGAACAUUUCGCUGGCUUUUUUUUUUUUUUUUUUUUGUACCUUUUUUGAGCAAGUGUCUAUUUGCAAAGAAACCCCUGCUGAAGAAAGAGUUUUAUGGCGUGAAAAUGUAAAUGAAGUGGCGCCAUGGACUUUUUAACUUAUCUAAUUGUUUGUGACUCACUUUUUACUACGGUGCUUUAUGCACAUGCCUUUUAUGGGAAGGAGAAAAAUACCCUUUUAAAUCUGCUCGGAGGAAAGCCCACAAACAAUCGAGAUGUCCCAACUUGUAUCCUGUUCUUCACUGGUUGAUCGUAUUUAAGGACUUUUACCAUGUACAGACACGAUGAAGGAUGAAUUGUAAAUAUACUAUAGCAGAAGGCAUUUACAAGUUGUCUGUUGCAUUCCUCACUUCAGGUGGGGAGACGGGUUGUGUAUGUUUUUGUGUGGGAGAAGUGCCGAAUGUAACAUGCACCCAUUAAAGCUAUUAUUGAUAUUUUCA
This is a messenger RNA of Syngnathus acus (greater pipefish), 7674 nucleotides long. RefSeq names its product Ral GTPase activating protein non-catalytic subunit beta (gene ralgapb). The coding region runs from base 200 to 4927 and encodes 1575 amino acids. The transcript is spliced from 34 exons. Gene Ontology annotation, biological process: regulation of small GTPase mediated signal transduction; activation of GTPase activity. NCBI's taxonomy places the organism in Eukaryota, Metazoa, Chordata, Actinopteri, Syngnathiformes, Syngnathidae. Gene Ontology annotation, molecular function: GTPase activator activity. The record is from RefSeq and is a predicted model, not a curated record.